AUGGAAAUGGCAAAUGUAAACUCUUGGAAGAAGAACAUGGGGAGACGGAAGAUCGAAAUAAGAAAAAUUAAGAAGAAAAGCUCCUUAGAGGUCACCUUCUCCAAGCGUCGAACUGGUUUUUUCAAAAAGGUUGACAAGCUCUACGUUCUGUGCGGUGCUAAGGUCACCGUCAUUGUCUUCUCUCCAGGUGGGAGGGCCUUCGUCUUUGGUUACCCCAUCGCGAAUGUUGUCGUUGAUCGCUUCCUCAAGUGUGACACCGACACCAGCUCACGUGCAAUUGGGUAUGCAACACAUCGUUAUCUUCUUUAA
This is a messenger RNA of Vitis riparia (riverbank grape), 309 nucleotides long. Its product is annotated as agamous-like MADS-box protein AGL23. Gene Ontology annotation, biological process: regulation of transcription by RNA polymerase II. NCBI's taxonomy places the organism in Eukaryota, Viridiplantae, Streptophyta, Magnoliopsida, Vitales, Vitaceae. The coding region runs from base 1 to 309 and encodes 102 amino acids. The record is from RefSeq and is a predicted model, not a curated record. Gene Ontology annotation, molecular function: DNA-binding transcription factor activity, RNA polymerase II-specific; protein dimerization activity; RNA polymerase II cis-regulatory region sequence-specific DNA binding. The transcript has a single exon.